This is a messenger RNA of Mytilinidion resinicola, 446 nucleotides long. RefSeq lists its product as uncharacterized. The record is from RefSeq and is a predicted model, not a curated record. NCBI's taxonomy places the organism in Eukaryota, Fungi, Ascomycota, Dothideomycetes, Mytilinidiales, Mytilinidiaceae. The transcript has 2 exons. Bases 85 to 405 code for a protein of 106 amino acids.
GCUAUACCAACACCAACCAAGCGAGAUAGUACUAAACACACCACGGCGAUCGCUGCCGGAGUCACAGUUCCAAUAGGUGUCAUCAUGCUAGCUGCAGCCUUGUUCUACUUCAGGAAAGGCCUAGCAGCACUCCUAUGUCUUGAACGACCUUCGAAGAAACAGGUCCUGGACCCAAAUUCUCCGCCACCAGACCCACCCACACCGGCUCCAACGUAUCCCAAGCAGGCCUAUCGCACUAUACGUCCCCCACGGGCACGAGAUUCGCUAGAAAUAGCUACCGGUCGAGAAAUUUGUCAGGCGCUGUCGCCUAUUUCGCCAGCUUCGCCUACUUCAACUUUAAGGAACCUACCCACUUCGCUAUCUGAGCGAGCGAUGAAUGCGUUCCACUUCUCGUUCCAUCGAUAGAUAGCAGUAUUCGAUAACACGUGUCGUAUAAUGAUCAUGCC